AUAUAGGAGUAUUGUGAUUCUCUUAUUAUUAGACUUUAUAUUGUAAUUAUGUUAGGAUCAAUUAUCUUUUAUGUGUAAUUACUUUCUUUGUCUCUUUGUCUCAAAUCCUAUAAUAUAAAUAGGAGCACUUGCUUGUACUUAAACAUAACACAAAAAUAUAUACAAAUGUCUUUUUAUAUUUUCCUGAGUUUCUACAUGGUAUCUAGAGCUUAGGUUUUAUUUGGCUCUUACCUUUUGCCAGUUUUCCUGAGUAUUCUUUUUUUUUUACUGCCGCCACUUCUAAUCGGUGCUUCACUGAUUUAUUAAAGCACCACAAAUCCUAUUUUCGGUGAUUAUUUCUUUUCACUCCAUCUUAAUCUCUUAAAGCACUAGCUUGAUCCCUUUUGUUAUUUUGCCAACCAAUCACCAUACAUCAACCUGAUAUCAUCAAAAACAGUAAGCUUUUCACCAAUUAAUCUCCUCCCCUUCAAAUAGUAAACGUGUUCCUUCACAUACUAUUUGAGUGAGAUCUAAUUCUCUACGGUUACCGAUACUGCUCUAACAGUAUUAAUUUCGUUGAAGCCAUAGUAAUAAUGGAGAAAUCCGAGGUCACGGUCCCUAUUACGGUUACUCUCAACGGCUCUAAUUAUGAUCAAUGGACUGAAGCGAUGUGUGGAUUCUUGAAAGGUCGGCGGCUCUGGCGAUAUGUGACGGGUGAUAAAACGUGUCCCACAAUCGCUGCUAAUGAACAGGCUGAAGCCUUUGCUGACAGAUUAGAGGAAUGGGAUAGCAAGAAUCACCAGAUCAUUACUUGGUUUCGCAAUACCUCAACUCCAGGUAUCCAUAUGCAAUUUGGACGAUUUGAGACAGCCAAAGAGGUAUGGGAUCAUUUAAAACAACGUUAUACUAUUUCUGAUUUAUCUCAUCAGUAUCAAUUGUUGAAAGAUCUUGGUAAUUUGAAACAACAAUCUGGUCAGCCUGUUUAUGAGUUUUUAGCACAAAUGGAAGCAAUAUGGAAUCAAUUAGCCUCGUGUGAGCCUUCUCUGAAAGAUGCAACCGACCUAAAAACAUAUGAGAAGCAUCGUAAUCGUAUUCGGCUAAUUCAAUUUUUGAUGGCUCUCACUGAUGAUUAUGAACCGGUGAGAGCAUCUCUGCUGCAUCAAAACCCUUUACCUACACUAGAGAAUGCUCUUCCUUGUCUUAAGUCUGAAGAAACUAGAUUGGGACUGCAUCGUCCACAAAAUGAUCUUGCCUUCGCAGCUACCAAUAAAACUACCAAUUUUUGUCGUCAUUGUCGCAAGCCUGGACAUUCCUUCUCUGAUUGCCCCAAUGUGGAAUGUCAUAAUUGCAUGAAAAAGGGUCAUAUUGCUUCAAACUGUUGUCGAUACUGCAAGACACCCGGACACUUGAUUCAGAAUUGUCCCACUCGCCCUCCGCGAUCUGAUCAAAAGAAGAAUCAACAACGUCCCAACUUUUCGAAGCCUGCACUUGCAACUGCUGCUGCCAAUAGUUCUGCAGAAUCCUCCCGGUCUACCUUUUCUGUCACUGAUCUUGAGUCUCUGCUUAGACAACUUCUUCCUUCUGGUAACGGUAAUACUCCCGCCGCUCUUUCGACCACACCAGGAUCCGCGGACGGGACAACUCAUAGGGACUGGAUGUAAGACCGGAAGGCUAUUUGAGCUCACUAAACUGCAUGUUCCUCAAGUGCCUAACAUAUGUGCCGCUUCCAAAGAUUCUUCCAUUCGACUUUGGCACUGUCGUCUUGCUCAUAGCUCUAUUGGAAAAAUGCGUCAUCUUGUGUCUCAAGGUCAUUUAGGAUCUGUUGCAAAUGAGUCUCUUGAAUGUACUUCUUGUCAAACUGCUAAGCAACCUGCUUUAUCAUUUAAUAAAAGUACCUCUAUUUCAA
This is a messenger RNA of Trifolium pratense (red clover), 1885 nucleotides long. RefSeq lists its product as uncharacterized. The record is from RefSeq and is a predicted model, not a curated record. Lineage: Eukaryota; Viridiplantae; Streptophyta; Magnoliopsida; Fabales; Fabaceae. The transcript has 2 exons. Gene Ontology annotation, molecular function: zinc ion binding; nucleic acid binding. The coding region runs from base 573 to 1640 and encodes 355 amino acids.